Molecule: messenger RNA, 3436 nt
Organism: Biomphalaria glabrata
Lineage: Eukaryota; Metazoa; Mollusca; Gastropoda; Planorbidae
Exons: 23
Coding region: 58-3195 (1045 amino acids)
Source: RefSeq, a predicted model, not a curated record
AGAUCUUAUCAAAUACAGAAGUUACUUUAAAAAAUAAGAUCUAUAUUUUAUUUCAAGAUGAAUUCUUUGAAAAUGUUAUUAUUCAUGCAUAUCAUUCUCUCUGAGACUGGUAAAGCGAUGGAAAUUUUUGGACUUUCAGAAUCUUAUGUAACUGUAACUGAAGCUGAUAAUGUCACAAUGACUUGUUCAGGAGCCAUUUUCUUCAGCCGUAUUGACAAGGUCUGCACAGAGCUUCUUGAACUGGUUAAAGUCAACAAGCAGAACGCUGAGACUUUGAUUGUGUCAUAUCCUAGAGUAGGCCAACAUUACACGAAGCCUGUUCAAGAUACCUGGAUCCUUCAUUUGAAAGGCCACACAGAUGUACAGGGACAGUGCAGCAAUGUUAAAACCAUGUACAUCGCCAUCAACAUUCCUGAGAUACAGCUGCAAGACGCUGGGAAAUAUGUCUGCAGAGUAUAUUUCCCCAACGAAACCCACCCCAUCAAUACCUCAACUAAUCUUCUUGUUAAUAGCCCCAAGACUGUUUCGAAAUUCUUCAUUUGGGAUUUGAUGCACACAGACUAUUUGAAAGUCUCUAUUUGUAACACAGAAUCGGAAGCGCGAGUAACUUUUGGCUGCGGUGGACAAGAGCGUAGGUCAAGACUCGUCAAAAAGCAGUCGUGCAUUACAUUAACAUUGCCAACAAAUUCUGAGACUGACUACUGCUACAUUGACAGUGAUGGUAUGGUGACAGCUCAGGUACUCUACGGCUACAAAAAGUUUUACGAGGUCUUCAUGGCGAUCCCAGAGAGCCGAUGGGGAACAAAAUAUCUAACGAGCAUGAAAAUAGGAUCGGCUACUUUGUUCUCUGCCGAGUCAAUAAAUGUUAAUGUUUAUCCAGAUAAACAUAGGAUUACUUUAAGCAGCUUAAAGCAUCAUUCUAUAGAUAUUGAUGACAAGGAAACGGGAAACAUUGAAUCAAAAUCCUGGACUUCACGUGUUUUUAGUUCCAGUGUUCCUUUUGGAGUGAUUGUCUACGAAAUCUUUGUACAAUUGCAUAUAGAGACAGUGCUGCCCGAGGUCGAACUUGACCAGUACGAGUACAUAUCUUACUGUAUAGGAGCACACGUUUGUGAUUGUAUCGUGUAUGCUCCAGCAGUCCAGACCUUCGAUGUCCAUGACAUGAAAAGUCAAAGCGUAUUCUAUUAUACCUCCUCAGUUUCCAAAGAAACGUUUGUGCUCCACUUUGGACCUUAUGUUUUCCAUAGCAAUCAGGCAAUGCAAAUAGUCGUUUCCAUACAAGGUCGCAUCCUCAAAGAUGCAUUUUUGUGCACUGUGGUCCCGUCAAAUCUUUUCUUGGCAGAGUAUUUAGCUACGCUACCAGAGGAAUAUGCAAUACAUUUUCUUAUCAUCCUUAUUCCAGAUAACUUGGACGUUAUUAUGCUAAAUAAUCAAAGUUUGAGUAGCUUUGAUGACAAGAAUGAGAUUGACAGCUUUUUAGGAUUAAAAAUUUGGCAAGUGAAUCUGCAAAGAGAGUCUCAUUCGCCUUUUAACAUGAGAUCCACCGUUGGAAACAUUUUCGGCUGUUAUAUGUUUGGGUACGGUAAUGAAAACAGCUACUCAACACCUAUCAACUUUGGAAAUGAAAGCAGAGAAUUUAUUUUUCAAUAUCAGACCCAAUUGACGCAUUCUACUAUGCCUACGUCAGAGUUGGCUACAACGUCUACGGAGAGCGUCAAAGCAGUUUGCACGCCUACGCCGCAGAAGAAUGGAGAUGAAAAAGACAACGACUGUGAUGGUUAUAUUGAUGAGGAAAUAAUGAAUGGAAAAGAUGACGAUGAAGACGGUGAAAUAGAUGAGGAUAACUCCAGAACAACAGACAGUGGAUGCCUGCAUGGUUGGUUUGGGACCCACUGUGACAAAAAGUGUCGAUGCGAAAAGAAUAAAUGUCAGGCGUCUGGAGAGUGUAAAGAAAAUGUCAGCUGUAUUCAUGGUUUCUUUGGAUCCAAGUGCCAACACAAAGAUCUUAUAAUGAAAUCCAAUGUAAGCCAAGAGGCGAUGCAGUUUAGGCACAGCACUAAAUGUAAACGAAACUUUAAAGCUGUAAGUCCUCUGUCCAUACGAUUUCCGGCUUCAACAAGGAUUUCAUGGAUUCAAAUCGAGGCUGUAUCAACAGAUAGCCUCAAAGACAUACAAAUGCACUUUCUAAAGACUUCGCGCCAAUGUUAUACGGGACAUUGCCUGGACCGACGCGAUAUUCCAGUCGAAAACGACACACUCAUCAUCAUCUGUAACAUCACUGACUACGUAUGUCAGCUCAAUAUUUCUUUUCAUGAGCCCACAUAUCCAAGACGUUGGUGUGCAGUUUACGUUAGCGCAGGCCGCAAUUUUGCAUUGGGUGGAGAUGUCAAUAUGUCAAGCUACUAUAAAGACACCAAAGGAGUCGUCAGCCGUGCACUACUCUCAGUAGAUGGAACCAUUAAAAAAUCUGAGUCCCUAUGUUCUACCACAGACAUCAAUGAUAAAAGACCAGUUUGGAGAGUGUCCUUUCACUCCCCUGUAGUCAUACAUGAAAUAGUCAUUCACUUUAGAGUUACGGCAUUGAAGGAAACAUUCGCGGUAAAUUUGUUCAACCCUAAAGAUCAAGUCAUCUAUACUUACAGAGGAGUCAUUAGAUCAAAAGUUUCAAUUUUAUAUAAAGCUAGAAUAGAUUCACAGACACAGCAUGUGGAAGUAUCAAUACAUAAUUCAAACAGUGUUUUAUCCAUCUGCGAAUUUGAAGCUUAUGGAGAAUGCGCGCCUCCUUUCUAUGGCAUUGAGUGCACAGAAUUGUGCAGCUUGUCCUGCGUAGACCUACUGUGCACAGAUGAUGGCUACUGUUACCACUGCGCCAACGGAACUGGAGGUGCGUACUGCUUCGACGGCUGCCUGGAAUGGUGCGUGGAGUACGAAGAGCUCACCAACACCGCCUACAGCACCACAAGGGCGCCAAGCGCCCCGUACCAAAAACAGAGUGGCUUUCAAGUUGAGAAUUUCUGGUUCUACUUCAUGACCAUUCCUCUUCUCUGCUUCGUGUGUUUUUUGGAAUGCCUACGCGACCAUGCGCACAACAGGGACGUAGAGUCACAGCCAUCUCAAGAGUUAGCUACCGUAUUGUCUGAUACAAAUUUUACGGCUUUAUCAAAAGCAAAGUCUUCAACUCCCGUUGACCAAUGAAAAAAGGUUCAAUGUCUGUUACGUCUUCUGUAUCAGAUUACUUGUAGUGCUAUUAAGACAAUAAGGAUUGUCCGACGAUUAAAGGAGGAUCGCAGUAGUUCCAGCGGCUAGGAAGUCAAAGCUCUGACCUACAAGCUGCUUACAGCAAACACAAGGAACUGUUUUUUUUCAAAGUGAUGAACGAAUUGUUAAAGCAAUAUAAGCUUGACAUUUUUGACUGUAAUAAAAAGACAAAAACAAA